CUUUCAGAAAAGAAGGCAAUUGUGAAGAGGCGACGCAAUCCGUAGUUGAGAAUUAAGAUGCCGAUGAUGAACUGCUCAACAAGAGUGAUCCUCCUACUUGCCCUCCUUGGAGUUGUUCAUGGUCAGGGAUGUACCAAUACGUGCCCUCCUAUCAAUUUUGGUGUCGUAGUUCCCGCUUUGUGCGAAGGUGACUUGAUCGACKGAACGUCAAACAUCAACGGCGAGAAUGUUCAAGCAGAUGUGAAUCGGAUCUACGAUAUUUGUUAUCCCAACGACUCCAACACCGCUAGUUCCUUUCGCUUUGACGACUUUCGCGGGGUCAACACAGUGACAGUUAUUGCCAAUUAUUAUACGGGUUGCAAUGCAGGACGCCGCGAGAGUGGUGUCUUUGCUCACGUGGCACAGAAAUACUACGACAUUUACGGUCCUGACAGAGUCCAUUUCAUCCAAUCUGUCAAAGGGGGAGGUACUUGCGACCAAUGGUCUGCCAUCUAUCAGGAAGACGCGGAAGAUCUAUUUCCCGAAUCCGAUACUGUUCCCAAUGAAAUGCCCUGGUCGGUCGAUGACUCUGCAUACACGCUUCGGGACGAACUAUUCACCAGUCCCUUCGGGCAUCCUGCGUACGUGGUCCUCGACGGAAACCUGCGAAUAAAACACAAAUUUAUUGGUCCAUGCUGCGGUUACGAACGAUACAGAGAUUGUACUCCAGACAUUGCACGUACCCUUGACGAUACCCUCAGUGGUUAUCUUGACGCGAUCUUGAACGACGAUGAAUUCGAAUUGAUCGGUGGCACCGGAAGUGAAAGCGGAAACGACGAGAUUCCUUCGAACGAACAAGGCAACUCUGAAGAACAAGCGGAUGAUAACAUAGUAGAUGCAAAUUGUGAGUGGUCCGAUUGGUCGGCCUGUAGUAUUCGUUGUGGACCCACUGUGGGCCAACAGAUAAGAUACAAGGACAAAAGGUGUGCCGUUGCGAAUACAGAUAUUGCCAUAGAACGAAACAGUCCCUUUUUGGAGUUAUCUGAUUUGUUCGAAUCACGCCCCUGCCAGGCUGAUAAUUCUGCGAACUGCAACGUCGAAGAUGGUGGCCUCGCUUGCGUCCCGGAAUUCGGUGAACGCUGGCAAGUGCGUACCAUCGUAAGAGAUCUCGAUUCUCCUCGGGACGUCAAGUUUCACCCGACACCAGGAUACCAUCUCGGCAAUUCGACCGAGGGCCGAAACUUUGUCACACCAUCAAACAGCGACGAAGCAUGGGUUAUCAACGGAAACAAUCACACGAUCUCAAUCAUGCCUGCCAUUGAUACCGCCUACCAAACCACCUUCUCUAGAACCGACCGUGGGUAUUACCACUACAUGAUAAAUGGAACUGCCAUCAGUUUCAAUUCUGUCGCAGACAGUGGUCGAACCAGCGACCGAGACACUUUCAACUACUGGUCCAUUUGCAACGACAAUGCUAACACAUACGUUGGUUCAAAAGAACCGAAUUAUUUCAUGGGGCCGACGCUGUACAACUCCGACCCAAAAAAGCGCAAUCUCGUCAAUCGGCUUGGGGAACAAUGCGAUACAGCAUCUGGCUCAACCACCAAGGACGAGCCGUGUUACUUUUUGCAUUCCGACAUGCUUCACGAAGCGCCAAGUUGUCGGGGGAUUGUCCACGACCCAGAAAUCGAAACGGCCUACGGGACAGUCUAUUGGGCAUUCGAUUCCACCGGAAACCGACAAAACGGGCAGCUUGUGAGGUUUGACUUUCAGCAACCCCACGGACCUGGAUCGAUGGACCACUCAAUCGCAAGCGUCCGACGGUAUGUAGAAAUCGAACUGGAAACAGCCGAAGAAGCGCAAGAACAAGCAGGCGUGCAUGCCGGUGAGUAAAAGAACAGAAAGAAAGAGACAGCAUGAUCUAGAUCGAGUAGAACUACAAACGGUGCAUAAAUGAAAACUGAGAACACAGAAAGAUUUUCUGGAGCAACUUUCUCUCGUGCUCAAAUUCCGUAUUUCUUCUAAUCCAUUUGAUUUAUUCGUCUUUUGUUCCCUACAAUAUUACAUUGAAAAUCAAGGUAUGGUAAUGCACCCAACCCGAAGAGAAUUGUUCGUCGCAGUGCCAGGAAAGAAUCAAAUUUUGAGAGUAAAAGCCGACUCAGGUCGAUUCGCUCGAACAGGUAUGUUUCGUGAUAACUUCCUUUCUGAAAGUGUUGUCAAAAAGUAACCUGUCGCUUGGAUGUCAUGCAGAAACAUUGAUGUAACACAUAUCCCAAUUGUUCAUGUUCAUUUGAUAUAUAUCAACAGCACGAGAAGAAUACCCUAUCUUUUCAAAUCGUUUGCCAUCUUUUGAGUACAGCAUUUGGGAAUGCGUUGACAGCGUCGUCUUCGUUUCUGACAUAAAUCAACCGUCAGGAAUGGCGCUAAGUUUAGACGGAAAGCGUCUCUACGUAGCCGAACGUGGAACCGGAAUGAUCCACGCAUACGAGAUCGAGACAGGAGCUUUCCUACACAUGAUUCCUACAACAUUCCGUACGAUUGGUGGUAUGGAUUUUUCUCCAAACGGAGGAGAACUCUACUUUGUGGAUGACGAAACGAAUUCGUUGAACUCUGUUCGCGUAUUAUCUGAGUGCUCUCAAGACUACACACCGCGAACUAGUCCCAAGUAUUCCUCCGAAUUACAAUCUGCUCGUGAUGCUUUGGACGUAGAGAAUCCUUUCGAUUUGAUUCCCGAAGUGUGCACGGUAGACCCUAUUGUACCCAAUGCAUCACUGUUUGAACAGGUCCACGAUGAUUCGGGAUACGCGAGUGAUAAUCCAGACGUGCAGUCUGAAAUGGCUGGUAUGGAUGCUGCUGCAGCCCUUUUGGCCAAUCGAACCGAUUGCGAAUACGACAGUGAACUCAAUUUUGAUGCAUUGCUUCUGGGUGGAUAUUUUUGCCACACAUGUCUGCCAGAAAAGGAGAGAACUUGUGGCGACGGAGGAACAUGCACCAACGUGCAGUGGAGGGGAUACAUUUGCGACAACGAAUUCAAAAUUGUCGCUGAUGACGAAAGCAAUCUCCCUGGAAGUUACUUGUUACAAACUAUGAAUGGCACCAACGUGGAUGCCAAUGAGCUGGUACUGAAGCCAGGAGUUACAUAUAGAUUCUCUAUGGAAGUUGAGGACGAGGAAAUUUGCAUGACGACACGGGUAUCACGGAAGAAUCGAGAGGACUUCAAGGUCGGGUCUGUAUCUCGCAACGGUGGCACCGACCGCGAACGACUAUCAUCACUCAAUGCUAACGAUCGAGAGGGGAAUCAGCUAGUGACACUUGGAUGCGCAACAAAUAGUGUGUUAGUAUUAAAUACAGGCGAAUCAAAAAUGACUGGUCCACAGAUUUACGUUAACGUGUUGGGUGAUCCUGUAUUCACUGUUCAGAUGGAAACGCUCAAUGAAUCUUCUGCCAGCUCAGAAUUAAAGGUUGGAGGUUUCUUAGGGAGUCUGGUUGUUGCAAUCCUACUUAGUUUGGCAUAAAGAGAUAAAUUUUCAUUUUGAAUCGAUGAUAGUUUUGCACUCCCAGUGUUUAAAUUUUUAGAUUAAAUAUUUUGGCCAGCG
Pseudo-nitzschia multistriata is the source of this 3575-nucleotide messenger RNA. The record is from the annotation of a GenBank genome assembly. Lineage: Eukaryota; Bacillariophyta; Bacillariophyceae; Bacillariales; Bacillariaceae.